GCCUGCCUGCCUUCCUGAGGUUCGAAACGAUCCCAGUGAGCAAUUGCAAAGGGGGGGGGGAGAAAAAAUAUCUGUUUUUUUAUUUAAUGACCCAUCCUGGCCUUCGAGCCUUUCCUUUUGCAAAGUGGUAGCUGAUGGACAGAGGAAAGUUGUUACUCCCAGCGGCCAAAGAGCAAAGCCAGGCUGUGAAAUAACUUGGUUUGUCUACCAAAGUCCAAAGGCAGGACAGAGAGAGAGAGAGAAAAAAGACAUUUUAGCUUGAUUUUUAUUUUUUUUCAUCUUGCAAGCUGUGGGGGUUUUUUUCCUCCCCUUCCUCUGGUUUGGAUGUGAAAAGGGGCUUGACGGGAAGAAAUAGGUGCCACUGUGGGGUUUUUGGAUCAUGCAGCGAAGCCCACAUUGAAGUCUUUUUAAGUUUCUCAAAGUGGCGAGAAACUUGGCUGAUGGCGAAAACAUGAGGGAGAGAAUUAACAGCUUGAAUAUUUUCCUGUGGCUGGGAAAAAUAGGCUGGCUACAAAAUUCCCUCUUCUUGUAAGAGCCCUAUGGAAGGCUACUACAUCUUUUCCAACCGAAAAGGAAGUUUGUUUUAGAUACUCUUAAGGUCCUCAGGGCAGGAAGUGAAAAUGCCACAACCCGUGCCACCGGAACCCCAGAAGGGGAAAAUGACAGUGAUUCUUGCUUUAGUGACCCUCAUCGCGGCCUUCGGAUCAUCUUUCCAGUAUGGAUAUAACGUUUCUGUGAUCAAUUCUCCAGCUCCGUUCAUGCAACAAUUUUACAAUGAAACGUACCAGAGACGAUACAGUAAAUAUAUGGAUGAGAGCUUGAUGACCGCCCUCUGGUCUCUGAGUGUGUCCUUCUUCCCACUGGGGGGGUUCUUUGGAUCGCUGAUGGUGGGGCCCAUGGUGAACAACUGUGGCAGAAAGGGCACCCUCCUCAUCAACAACAUCUUCUCCAUCAUCCCUGCCAUCCUCAUGGGGACCUCCAAGGUAGCCAAGACCUUCGAAGUGAUCAUCAUUUGCCGCAUCAUUAUAGGCAUCUGCGCAGGCCUUUCUUCCAACGUUGUCCCCAUGUACCUCGGAGAGAUGUCCCCCAAAAACCUUCGCGGAGCCAUUGGGGUGAUGCCGCAGCUGUUUAUCACGGUGGGAAUACUGGCGGCUCAGAUUCUCGGGAUGAGAAUGAUCCUCGGAAGCGACGAAGGGUGGCCGAUCCUCAUGGGUCUGACGGGAGUCCCCGCCGCAUUACAGCUUAUCCUCCUUCCGUUUUUCCCCGAGAGCCCCAGGUAUCUGCUGAUCCAGAAAGGCGAUGAAGAGGGCGCAAGAGCAGCUUUGAGGAAGCUGCGAGGCUCGGAUGACGUGGAAGAUGAGAUGGACGAGAUGCGGCAGGAAGACCAAGCGGAGAAAGCCGAGGGCCGGAUGUCCGUGUUGACCCUCUUCACUUAUCCGGGCCUUCGCUGGCAGCUCAUUUCCAUCAUCGUCAUGAUGAUGGGUCAGCAGCUCUCCGGGGUCAACGCGGUGUAUUAUUACGCUGACCGGAUCUACUCGAAUGCAGGAAUUGAAGAAUACAACGUUCAAUUCGUCACGGUGGGAACGGGAGCUGUCAAUGUAUUGAUGACUAUCGUUGCGGUAUUUGUUAUUGAGGCGCUGGGACGAAGGAUUUUGCUUCUGGCUGGUUUUGGGAUCUGUUGCGUCGCCUGUGCUGUGUUAACCAUUGCGCUGAAUCUCAAGGCGAUCUGGUGGAUGCCCUACCUCAGCAUUGCCUGCGUAAUCAUUUACGUCGUGGGACAUGCCAUUGGUGCAAGCCCAAUUCCAAGUGUUAUGAUAAUGGAGAUGUUCCUUCAGUCUUCUCGCCCGGCCGCCUUCAUGGUGGGAGGUUCGGUGCACUGGCUGUCGAAUUUCACCGUGGGGCUGGUUUUUAGCUACAUGGAGCAAGGGCUGGGUCCCUACUGUUUCCUAAUUUUUGGGGCCGUCUGCUUGGCCACUGCGGUCUACGUCUUCCUUAUUGUCCCUGAAACCAAGAACAAAACCUUUAUGGAGAUCAACCAGAUCAUGGCCAAGAGGAACGGCACUGAAAAUCAGGCUGAGAAAGACGAACUGAAAGAUUUCACCGCCGUUUCCGUGCCGUACGGGAAGAAAAUGGACGGGGAGAGAACCAGCGCGUUGUAAGUCUCGGCAAACCACCGAACCGAACUCUCCCUUAAACAUCGCCGGUUUGUAACGUGCCUCUCCUCGGUGUUGGACAAAGGGCACCCUCAAAAACUUAAAAAUCAUAUUUCAAGGAGAAAGGGGGGUGACUGAGUGUUGCCAUUCCCCCCCCAUCCCCUCAGCCGUUGCCUUCCAAUGUGGGACCAGAGUUAGCGAGAUGUUGGUGGAUUUACAAAAUCCUGUUUUGGAAGAGAUUCACAGCGAAUAUUGUGCGCAGGUUGGAAAAAAAAAAACGUGUUUUCCAUCCGGUGGACUCUUGGAAAAAAAAAAUUAUCAGUAUUUUUUGUUGUUGUUCUUGAAUAGGGAUGCAUUUGGGGGCUUUAUGUUGGGAGCGUGUAAAUAAUUUUUCGUUUAACAAUAAUGCUGGGGCUUCUGUCCUUAGAUAACACCCGAAUUUAAGUGGAGAAAGAGACACACCCAGUGGUGGGAUUCAGCCGGUUUGCCCAACUCCGGGAGACCCGGUUGUUAACUUUCUGAGCAGUCUGGUUGUUGGAAGAAAUCGUUAGGGCAGAGAAGCGGUUGUUAAAUUAUUUGAAUCCUAUAGAUAGAUAGAUAGAUAGAUAGAUAGAUAGAUAGAUAGAUAGAUAGAUAGAUAGAUAGAUAGAUAGAUAGAUAGAAUCUGUGUGAGUGGUGGGAUUCAGCUGGUUCACCUAAUUUCGGGAGAACCGGUUGUUAACUUUAUGAGCAGUUUGGCAAACUGGUUGUUGGAAGAAAUCAUUAGGGCAGAGAACCGGUUGUUAAAUUACUUGAAUCCCACCACUUAAGCACCAUUGCUUAAAUUUGAGAGGUGCAUUUUGUAACACAUACACACACACCCAACCUCUCCCCCAGGGCCCCUUGAAGAUGUGUUAGAUUAAGUGCCUUCGUUAGAUUAAAUGCCUUAGUGAGAUUCAAUGAAAAUGAAUGCUUUACGGAGGUGUUAAGAUUAAAUGGUUCGUUUUCCCAAAUCCCAGGCCCAUCCUUGGCUGUCUUAUUAUAACACAAUUGCAUUUUUGCAAGUUUUGUGUCUAUACCGCCGUGGUCUCUUGCCAAGUGUUUUUUUUUCAAGAGAAACACUUCUAAAUUAAACAAAACCAUCUCCUCUUUUUUUUGUUCCGGAUCCCAGGCUGUUAAAACGUUUUGAGAUGGGAAAAGAUCCCCGAAAUGUGGAAAGCUAGCUUCUCAGGGUUUCAUCUUUAGACAGGAUCCCUGAUAUGCUAGAUAUCACUGGUGCAUUUUUUUUUUAUUUUCUGGAGGCAGAUCUGCAGAUCCCUUGCAUUCAAGGUAAGCGUGCAGGGGUUUUGGCAACCUGGGAGUUUCAUUUUCCAAAACAAGGUUGAUGCAACCAGAAUCGACCCUUUUCAAAGCGAACCUGAUUUAAAAAAAUAAAUAAAUCCACAAAUUUGAGAAAUAGCCAAGAGAAUGUUGUACAUAUCUUGAAAUGGGUUUUUUGUUUGUGGGUUCUGUGUGUGUUUUUUAAAAAGUUUUAUUUGCUCUGGAUAUUUUUCCCCCAAAGUGUCAAGGAAUUAUACUUUGCACAAACAGGUGUAUUUUAUUUUAUUAUUUUGAGUGCUGCGAAAUAAAAAUAGUUAUUGGAGA
This is a messenger RNA of Ahaetulla prasina, 3776 nucleotides long. Its product is annotated as solute carrier family 2, facilitated glucose transporter member 5-like. Gene Ontology annotation, molecular function: hexose transmembrane transporter activity. Lineage: Eukaryota; Metazoa; Chordata; Lepidosauria; Squamata; Colubridae. Gene Ontology annotation, biological process: monosaccharide transmembrane transport. Gene Ontology annotation, cellular component: membrane. The transcript is spliced from 15 exons. The record is from RefSeq and is a predicted model, not a curated record. Bases 621 to 2159 code for a protein of 512 amino acids.